Messenger RNA from Cuscuta europaea, 299 nucleotides. NCBI's taxonomy places the organism in Eukaryota, Viridiplantae, Streptophyta, Magnoliopsida, Solanales, Convolvulaceae. The record is from the annotation of a GenBank genome assembly.
CAUAGCUGCAAUCUGAGGUAUAGGCUGAGAAUAGUGUGCACCAAAUGGGUAGCUGACAUGUAUGAGGAGAAAGUGGUUGAGAAUCCAUCAAUGGGUGCAGUGGAAUUGAAAAAUCUUAUCAAGGCUGAGUAUAAACUCAAUGUGUCUGAAAGCAUGGCCAGCAGAGCUUUGAAAGCUAUUGAAGAGAAAAACCAAACUGCUUUCAAAGACCAAUUCAAAAAGAUCAGGAACUAUGCAGAGGAAUGCCUUCAGUCAAUACCUAAUAGUACAGUUGUCAUCAAAACUGUGAGAGUUGUCCC